AAAACAAUGUCCUCAGCUCUGUGAUUUGUGAAUGGCGGCUGGGUUACGCUCUUGAGGAUGGUGGUUUGUUUUUUCCAUUGAAACUCGUACCAUAAAUGAAUGCGGUCCUCAUGCUGAGCCAGGUGACAGCGCUGUCCUUGCGAGCAGAACUUCCUUUCCUGAAACGGGCAACGCUUGACGGAAGCGGAAACAGUCCUUAGAGACGCACGUCAACUUCUGCACUUUUAAAGAUGGCGGCACUGCUCCUCUGUGCGCGGAAAGCCCUGCUCCCAGGCUCCCUGCGGCGGCUCCACACAGUCUAUCAGAUGGCUGAGCUGCCCGAGACCCAUGAGAUGUUGCGGCAAACGUGCAGGGACUUCGCUGACAGAGAGCUGUGUCCCAUCGCUGCCCAGCUGGACAAGGAGCACCGCUACCCAGCCGAGCAGGUGCGGAAGAUGGGGGCCAUGGGGCUGAUGGCGGUGGAGGUGCCGGAGCAGUUUGGGGGCGCAGGGCUGGAUUACCUGGCGUACGCCAUUGGAGUGGAAGAGAUCAGCCGCGGCUGUGCCUCCACUGGGGUGGUCAUGAGCGUCAACAACUCUCUGUACCUUGGUCCGGUGCUGAAGUUCGGUUCUGAGGAGCAGAAACAGCAGUGGAUCACCCCCUUCACCACGGGGGAGAAGGUGGGCUGCUUUGCCCUCAGCGAGCCAGGGAAUGGCAGUGAUGCUGGCGCUGCCUCCACAGUGGCUCGGCUGGAGGGGGAUCACUGGGUGCUGAACGGAACCAAGGCCUGGAUCACAAACAGCUGGGACGCCUCCGCCACCGUCGUCUUCGCAACAACGGACAAGGCGCUGAAACACAAGGGUAUCAGUGCGUUCCUGGUGCCCAUGCCCACCCCCGGCCUCUCUCUGGGUAAGAAGGAGGACAAGCUGGGGAUCCGCGCCUCGUCCACGGCCAACCUGAUCUUCGAGGACUGCCGCGUCCCCCGCGGGAACCUGCUGGGACAGCCUGGCAUGGGCUUCAAGAUCGCCAUGCAGACCCUGGACAGCGGGCGAGUCGGCAUUGCUGCCCAGGCUCUGGGGAUCGCUCAGGCCGCGCUGGACUGCGCCGUCGACUACGCAGAGAAGAGGACGGCCUUCGGGGCUCCCAUCAGCAAGCUGCAGGGCAUCCAGUUCAAGCUGGCAGACAUGGCCCUAGCUCUGGAGGGCGCUCGGCUACUGACCUGGAGAGCUGCCAUGCUGAAGGACAAUGGGAAGCCCUACACCAAGGAAGCUGCGAUGGCGAAGCUGGCUGCCUCUGAAGCUGCCACACUCAUCUCACACCAGGCGAUCCAGGUUCUCGGGGGAAUGGGUUACGUGACGGACAUGCCGGCAGAGAGACACUACCGGGACGCGCGCAUCACGGAAAUCUACGAGGGCACGAGCGAGAUCCAGCGACUGGUCAUCGCGAACCAGGUCCUCAAGGACUACCGCUGCUAGAGCAGGACGGGGAGGAGGUUUGAGUCUCUAACCAGGUCCUCAAGGACUACCGCUUCUAGAGCAGGACUGGGAGGGGGUUUGAGUCUCUAACCAGGUCCUCAAGGACUACCGCUGCUAGAGCAGGAUGGGGAGGGGGUUUGAGUCUCUAACCAGGUCCUCAAGGACUACCACAGCUAGAGCAGGACUGGGAGGAGGUUUGAAUCUCUAACCAGAUCCUCAAGGACUACCACAGCUAGAGCGGCUGCCAGAUUGUGUCUAAUCAAUGUCAUGACAAGUGCAGUAUGGAUGCAAGGUAGUGUCUUUUUAAAACACUGUACAGCUCAAGUUUUAGUAACAAUCUUCUAUUUUUGUGUAAAUAUAUUUUUCUGCAAAGCCAGGUUGAGUUGUUAUGCACAUUACCUCAUAUGUAUACACACACGCACAUUUUUUUUGUAAAAAUGAUUCAAUAAAAUAAUGAUAUUUAAUAA
Messenger RNA from Acipenser ruthenus (sterlet), 1921 nucleotides. Its product is annotated as short-chain specific acyl-CoA dehydrogenase, mitochondrial-like. The coding region runs from base 231 to 1454 and encodes 407 amino acids. Lineage: Eukaryota; Metazoa; Chordata; Actinopteri; Acipenseriformes; Acipenseridae. Gene Ontology annotation, cellular component: mitochondrion. The transcript is spliced from 10 exons. Gene Ontology annotation, molecular function: flavin adenine dinucleotide binding. Gene Ontology annotation, biological process: butyrate catabolic process; fatty acid beta-oxidation using acyl-CoA dehydrogenase. The record is from RefSeq and is a predicted model, not a curated record.